AUGGCACUUCAAUACACACCUCCGAUGCCUUUAAACGCCCAUCCAAGCGGGGCACGGGUAGUGAAGCCUUUGCAAACGUACAGGGAGCCGUCGGCUUUUGAGAUUUUCAAUGCGUGUGUGAAUGAUCUCACAGGUAAAGACAAGCUAGCAAAGCUGACACAAUAUGGCAUCCGUUUAAUAGGAGCUGUCCAUGAUAUCCAUGGGUUUGGGAAUUCCAGGGUCAAGGAGAAGUACAGGAACCUGGAAUUGGUGGACAAUGCCGUCAAGAACGGCGAUUCCCCAAUAUCAAAUGGCAGCCAGCUACGAUUGAUUUUGAGUCAAACAGCUACUGUAUUCAAAGGUCACCGUUUGAAGAGACUCCUGUACUUGUUUCUUGCCUAUUUGACACGUAAGUUGGCCGGCUUGCUAAAUGGACUCAACAUAUAUCGACAUCUCUUACGUGCAGGCACAGUUCCAUUUAGAGUUUGGAAAUUUGCUAAUCAUAUCAAACACAGCAUCAAGAUUUUACUAGACGAGUCGAAAUCAGACGGGCAGGCAGUGAAGUUGGAAAAAGUCUUACAAUACUGGACUACGAGGGAUAUGGUUUCACAGAUGUGUAACUUCUGGUAUGCGUUAUCUGAUGAGAUUCUGCUCAUUUUCCGGUUUGGUUUGUUGUUAAGGGGUAAACAGGGAGGAUUUGGGUUUGCCGACGCUUUAUUUUCAUGGGCUGAAGACCAUGAGUUGUACUCGUGGAUGGCACUCAUUAUUCUUGGGCUGCAAAAAGAUUGGAAUAAGUGGCUGCACUUGAAAAACGAAGAGUCUAGGAUCAUUCUCAACCAAAAGGUAAAGGCCAGAACGAGGAGGAUAGUUGGAGACAUGCAAAGGCAGAGGGGUAACAAGUUGGGGUCACCAGAUGUUGAUUUCGAGGACUAUGAGAGAGUCGAAGAAGAGUUUGAGUAUGACCAUGGCUAUUUCAGCAGGCUGGCGAAAAUCAACCAUGAUAAAACAACAAUAUUGAUAAACUCAGUAAGGUUAACUUGCGAUUUGCUCUUCGAUGCCAAGUACAUCAUGCAUUGGAACAUGUACAGGCCUCUCCAUGUGGCGCUAGGGUUAGCGUCUGGAACACUGGGCUUUGUCAAUUGCUGGAGAGGACAGCGUGAACGGCUAGUAGCUGAAGCACUAGCCAAAAUGAGAGAACAAUAG
Messenger RNA from Pichia kudriavzevii, 1182 nucleotides. RefSeq lists its product as uncharacterized. Lineage: Eukaryota; Fungi; Ascomycota; Pichiomycetes; Pichiales; Pichiaceae. The coding region runs from base 1 to 1182 and encodes 393 amino acids. The record is from RefSeq and is a predicted model, not a curated record. The transcript has a single exon.